AAAUGACAGAUGACAGAAACACAGAAAAUACCAAAGAAACAAAUCACCAUGAAAUAAUGACCAUUCUAUAGCAUAACCUACUAUAUUCAUAAUCUAGAGAAAUAUCCGCGAUCUUCCUCAAUGAUGAAAUUCUCAUCUGAUUGAUUGCAAAGAUAUUCACCGCAUUUUUUGCAGCCAGACUGAGGCCCAGAUGAACAGAUACCCAAAAUAUUUGGUUGCAUAUAUAUAUAUACACUUUACAAAGUGAAUCUUAACCCAAGAAACUCUAGAAAACUAAAAGUUUAACAGCAUAAACAAUUGCCAUUAGAAGACACUUUCAUCUGGUUAUUAAUGAUAAAUAAUACCAAUAUGAGUAUAAACCCAAACCACACCGUUCUAUCUGUAGAAGAACCAGUGAAUCCUGGCAAUGGGUUCCACUAUCAUUGUUCCACUGGAGAUUUAAUGGGUCCACUAGGACUACUGGUACAAGGACUGUUGGCUUUUCUUGCCUUUUCAUCAUUAAUAGCAAAGAGGUAUUGUGAACCAAGAUAUGAAAGGAGGCCGUGGAGGAUUUGGUUUUUUGAUACAUCCAAACAAGCUUUUGGAGCAUUUUUGAUCCACUUUGCUAAUGUUUUUCUAGCAGAUAUUUCAAAAGGUGGUGAUCCCUGUACUUGGUAUGUUGUCAGUUUCCUGUUGGAUUCUACCAUUGGAUUGGUUGUCAUAUAUAUUGGUCUCAAGAUCACGCAAUUUAUUGUUGAUAGAUAUAAAUGUGAAUCACUGAAGUUUGGAGAGUAUGGAAGUCCUCCAAAAUGCAAUGCAUUUAUUGGUCAAUGUGGACUGUAUAUUCUGGUUAUGAUAGUAGAAAAGAUAUUAAUGACACUGCUGAUUUCAUUUAACUUCUGGAAAGAUGUUAGAAAGUUUAUAAUGUCACCUGUCAAAGAUCCUCAUGUAGAAUUAGUCAUAGUUAUGUUUAUUAUUCCGUUAGUAGUUAAUGCUUUUAUAUUUUGGGUAGUAGAUAAUUUCUUGAAGCGAAAAAUAAAAGGGACAAAAACCAUUUACGUCACUGAACACGAUCCUUCAGUUACUUAUCAUAGACGUCAAGAAAAAGCUCACUCUUAUAAUAAGAUAGAAAGGUCAGAAGAAUCGGAUUUGCUAGCCUCCACAGAUGAAGAAAUAGACAUUAGACAUAGGUCUUCUUCAACUGACCAUUUGCUAUCUUGAUGUUAGAGGAAGUUGAUAGAGGGAGAUAACUCAGACAUGAUGCUUGCCAUGUGAUACUGUUUUGUUUGUGAUAAUGAGUUUUAGUUUUGGGUGCUAAAUCCAGUCAAUUGUCCAGAUGAGUGAUUUUUUUGUGCAAUAAUUGUUGGAGAAUCUUAGUAAUGGAAAUGAAAGAGAGAACUGUUUGACACAGUUUACAUGAUUUGUGAUUUCAAUCAAGAUAGGCUUUAUUGUCUUUUUAAAUUAAAGUGGUAUUUGCUUGUAAUGUAUUAUGUAGGAAUGUUUUAUUUGUGUACAUAGUUUGAAAGCCUUGCACUGAAAGUUCUACUUAAUAUUUGUUUUUUUGUGUUACACUUGUUGUCUUUGCAUGUUGAUUGGUCAUGUUGGUGUUUGUUGUUUUAUGAUGUGCUUUUUAAAAUAGUAUUAUUGAUUUAUAUUAAAAUACUUGUGUAAAUAUUUUCCUAUUAUUGCCAAAGGUUUUUAAAUCAUAAUUUUUAAUGGUGAAUGUACCACAGAAGUAUAAAUCCAAUGGAAUUAAAAAAAAAAAUAUGAUUAGUUUAAACAUAUUUAUUUAGAGCGGAUUGGGAAACAAGUUUUGCAACUUAUAUUAAUCCCUUUCCACUUUGCAGAAUAAAUAUGAUUGCAAAAGGGAAAGUAAGUGAAAAUAUCAUUACAAUAUUUUUCUUCAGUUGAAGUAAUUUAUCAAUUUAAAUAUCCACUAUUAAUCACCAUCAAUGUAUAAAUACAAAAUUCUAUCACAGAAUUUAAUCAAUUGUACAUCUACCAUUAAAAAUGUAUUAUCACUAUUAUUUUGGUACAGUAUGGCUAGAUGUUAAUAUCAUAUUACUAUACUUAGUUGCUAUUUAGAAAUGUAGUUUAAACCGAAACAGAGGCUUCUUCAUAGCAUAGCAGUAUACAAUAAUUUUCUGCUAUAUAACGGGCACCUUUAAAUAGUGUAAACUAGGCAUUAGAGAAUUGGCUUUGGUUUAGUGGUUCAGGAAUAAAGAAUGAUUAUUCUAUCUUAAAAAUAAAUUUUACUUGUGAAUGGAGAAAAAAAUUAUGAGAACGAAUGUUGCUUACAUAAUUUCCAGGGUAACUUCUAAAAUAGUCAUGUGUUAUUUCAAAUAACACAAACAAUCAUUUAUAUUAAUAAAAAGCAAGGAAUAUUUGUAAAAUUUGGAGAGCCUCAAUUUAAAAUAAACAACGAUUAUUAACGUCUUGCCACGAAUUUGUUAGUUCAAAUCUGUGGUGAAAUUUUGUCCCAUCAGAUUUUAUAUGCUCAGGGAAAUAUUUACAAUUGACUUGAUCUGAAUUCAGUUGCAGUCCCAGUUUGACAUUUUUUUUUUUUUAAAGUUUUAUUUAAAACUUUUUCAAUUAAUAGUUGAUUUUUGUUUUUAUCCUGCAUUAUGUACAUUCACUUAUGUAAAUCAGCUAAUGUAAUUUUGAAAUUUGAAAUUGUUACAUUGAUAUUUGUAAAUUAUUGUUUUUAAAAAGGGUAACUUUAUUGAAAUUAUGUCAUUGCCAUUGUCAUAACUAAGAACUUGCAAAUACAUUCAUAAAGAAAAAUGUUAACAAUUUGGGGCAUAUUUUAGAUAUUGUCAUAUUUUUGAGACUGAGUUGAAAGCCUAUGGUAAAUUUUACAUAGUCCUUUAGGGAUAAAGUGUUUGGCAUUUUUUUUUAGAAAAUUUGAGUUGUUAACAUUUUAGAUCCUUUUUGGUUAGAUAGGUUGCAUGUAUGUAUAAUUUUAUCCCAACUUCACCUACAUUUUACAAAAUUCAUAUUGAUGUAGUUAAUGUUCAGACCUUGCCGUCCUGUCUUUGACACCCUUGGUAUCAUUUGUACUCCCCAAAGGUUAUGUAUAUCGUUAUAUUGAAGUUCCUUUCUUAUUUCUCAUGGGAUCAAAGGUCAGUAAUUUCAAACAUGGGGAUAUUUAUAUCCAGUAUAUAAAAUUGAGAAUAGAAAUAGUCAGUAUAUGACCAUCUGACACCUUAAUCCCAUUUUCAUUAUUAUGUAAUCUGUUUAAUUAGUUUAAGAUUAUAUCUUUUCACAAGUAACUGUACCUGACAGUUUAUGAAUAGAUGGUUUGUGAAUUUGUUGUAACAGCCAACUCACAUCUGGGAACACCUGAACCAUGUAACAGCCAACUCACAUCAGGGAACACCUGAACCAUGUAACAGCCAACUCACAUCAGGGAACACCUGAACCAUAUUUUCAUGCUCUAGUCAUUAUGAUCAGGUUAUUGGUUUAGUCAGUAUCUAAGAAAUUAUAUAUACAUGUAACAGGUUAACAAUAAUGCUAUACAUUUUAAGAGAUACAUGUGCAUUUUACCAAAGUUCAGCAGGCUAGAUAUUAUAAAUUGUAAACUCUUGUAUCCUCAAGUUUAAAUGAUGAUAUUAUUAACACUUAUUAUUUAUGAACACAGUCAUGUAUUUUUAUGAGUUUUUUGUCAGAUCUUUUACUGACUCGUUUAAGUUGUUUUUGUGUGUUUGAGUCAUAGUGAAAACUGAACCCAUAUGCUCAAUUGUAAAGAAAGAGGUUAGUUAAUUUGUUAAUUGUAUUUUCUAAUCUAAGAAAGAGAUUUUGUAGAGCAACAAACAGUUUCAGAAUUCUUCAUGACUAAUGAUUAUUUUUGAAAAGGAAAAAAACAUUUAUAGAAAUUUAAAUUUAUUUAAUGAUAUUAUUUUUAAAGAACAGGGUGAUUUUUGGAUUUGUUAAUGAUUUGAUUUUGUCAACUUUGUGCUUCAUCUGACAUUAUAUUUGCUAAUUUUUGGUGUUUUGAUUUGAGUCAUAGUUUGUGCCAUUAUUAUUAUUAUUAUUUGUCUUGUAUUUAAUGUAUGUGAACAAAGUGUGUUGUCUUUUUAUGAUAUUUUAGUAAAUUUUUUGUUUGUUUUUAAAAUGCAUUUUCAUUUUUCAUAUUGUAAGUUGUAGAAUUUCCUCUAAAUCAAUAAAUAUUAUAACAGACAACUAUUUAAAUAUCAAUUCCAUAUGCAAAUGAAAAAGAAAAACAUAGGUUAUGUUUACACUUUUGGCAUCUGAAGGGGCAGUUCAAUAUUUUCUACAUUUCAUUUUAAUAGACAUUGAAAAGAUUGAGAAGUGUAAAUUUUGCUUUAGAAUCUUUAUCAUGACCAAACAGUUUCAGUAGAUUUCCUUAAUUCCCUUUUGUAUAACCAUGGUGACAUUCAGUUUGAAACAGUGGACUAGAUAAAAUAUAUGUACAAUUAAUGGAUUUUUAUAGUUAUAUUAGUAACUUUGGGAAAAGUGGUUGGGGAGAUUUGUGUGCCCUACACAUGAAUAUAAUGCUCUUAGUUGGACAGAGGAAGGGAUAUUGAGAGGUUGGUAGAUCAUUUGAUAUGGUUGGUCAAAUUUUAAAUCAGUAGCUUAAAUAUGGCAGGUGCAUAGCUUAGAGAGUGGAUUUAUCCUCUUUUUAAUUAUAUUUAGAUAUCCAUAAGGUUAACAAAUAUAUUAUUUGAAAAAUUGUAGAAAAUGUAUACAUUAAUGUGUUCGAGUACUUUUGGGGUACUGCUGGUUCAUUUAUUUCAUGGGCAACAAUUAUUAUGUACUAUGGAAAUUUGUAUUUUUCGGUGGAUAAUUGAAAAAUGAACACCACAUCUUAUAUCCAUGCAUAGAUUAUGAACACAUUUUUAUUAAAUAUACGAAAUGUAUUUCAUUGUAAUUGACAAUCAAAUCUUAUAAAUCAUUUUUAUCAUAAUAAACUUCAGGCAAAUAUGACAUAAAGGGAUAUGUUGUCUCAUUUAUAUUUAUAUACAAAAAUAUAAUUGAAUGUAUAAAUAUACCAAUUUUAUAAAUAUACCAAUUGUAUAAAUAUACAAAUUGUAUGAAUAUACCAUAAGUAUAAAUAUACCAAGUGUAUACAGUAAAAGUCUGUUAUAUUCUAAAAGUGUUUUUUUCCUACAGAAUAUCCUAUUUUUCUUUUUAGAAGACGGUAUAAAACCACUCAUUUGGGCAAAGUCAUAAAGAACAUACAAAGUAGUACAUAUUUUUUACAAAACUGUCCUUACGAAGAGCCUCCACUUUAUUAAAAAGCAAGGUCUUAGGAUCAUAGAUGAAAGUUUGUUUAAAAUAAUAAGAUACAUAUAUAUGAAAUUACAAUGGGAAGAAUAUUUGAUCAGAAGUACCUGUAUUUAUACUAUUCAUCUUCCCCAAACAAAUGCACUCUGAGAUGCAAUUUAAGAUAUAUUGAAUUAUUAAGAAUAAGUCAGAAUAAGGUAUUGUUUUGCUAUUAAAUAAAUGCAACUUUGUGUGAACUUAAGUCAAAAUAGCUAAAAAUACAAAUGUACUUGAAAAUUUAUAAUUUAACAUAGAAAGUAAAGGGCUACGAAUAAGUGGUUUUAUAUCUGAAGCUUUUGUACAAUAAUUUGCUAAAAUAAUAUCCCUGUUGUUAAUUUUACUUUAGUUCUUUAAGAGGAAAAUUGUACUUCAGCUAUAUGAAAUUUACAAAUUUAAUUCAAAUUCAAUGCUUUGUCAUAUGAAAUAUAUGAUUGCAAUCAAAUUGAUAUAAGAACUUAUAACUGUUUGUGGCCUUUGAAAUAUUCCACUUAAUAGAUUACUUUUGCUUUAGCAUUGGUCUAGCAUAGGUAAAAGCUUUAUUGUUUUCAAUGCAUACACAUUCUUUUUUGUAUCUCCUUAAUUGUUUUUUAAUUUCAAUAUAAUUUUUAAAAAAUCUGCUGAAAAAUUGAGGUAUUUUGUAGCUCAAAAUGAAAUGAAGCAUUUUAUCACAUAACAUUAAGAAAUAAACUUACAAAGGAAAUAAAAAAUAGUGUACCAGUACAUAUUUAUUUUGAACCAUGUAAAACUUUCAUUCAUGCAGUCUUUUCAUUGCAAAAUGAUUUUUUUUCUCUUAUAAAAUGUAUUUUUUGAGUGCCAAAUACAAUUAUAUUCUAUAAAAAAAUCUCUGCUUAAAAUUUCAUUUACUUUUUGAUCAUUUAAAGUGUUGAAAAAAGUUUUAAUUUGUUUUUUAUAAUUUAUACAUCUUUUUCAAAUUUUAGCUAUGCCACUUUCUAAAAUCAAGUGCAAAUUGUUGCUAAAUUUGAAAAAAUUAUAUAAAGAUUGAAGAGACUUUAACAGUGUAAAAGAUUGGAAUAUAAUACCAAACAUUUUUAGCAAAGAAGUUGUUUACUGUCAUAGCAAUAAGGGUUUUAUGUAUUUUUUUUUGGAAGUAUGAUUUCUUAAAGUGUAUCCCUUAAAAAUAACAGUAAAGUUUAAUAAUAAUGUAGCUUCUGAAGUAUUAUGUAUAUUUUGAUAUCACUUGGUUUUUCUUCUAUCAAGUUCAUUUUAAUGCAUUUUUUGAAGCAAAAAGGAGUGAAACAUUGAAACGUUUUAUUACAAAACUUUAUCAUUGCAUUACAAUUAUGAUAUUUUUCAAUAGAUUAUUUUGUUACUUGUCUGCUCAACAAGAAGGCAUUUAUUUUUGCUUAUUAUUUUACUGGGAUUAUGCAAUUAGUCCUCAAUUCAAGUGUUAAAAAAGUUUAAUAUUUAUAUUUUAAAAACAUUUCCUUGUCCUGAUUGAUUUUUGUAUGAAGGCAAAUUUUAUGCAGUUGUAUUAAAGUGAGUGUGUAUUAUUAUCACUUGUUUUUUUGGGCACAUUAUUUUCAGUUAAAACUACUUACCUACUGAUUUCAGGAAAAUUCCUGGAGAAAAGGCAAUUAUUUAUACAUUUAAAUAUUAUAUCCAAUGCAUUACCAUGUCAAAAAUUAUACUGUGCUCAUAUUUGCUGGAUAUUAACUUGUUCAAGGUUAACAUGUUAACAUAUUGCAGUCCUAUCAUCUGUUAAAUAUUUUUAAAUCAUUUUAUGUAGCCUUGAUGAAACUGUUCUUCUCCUUAAACAUUCAACCCUAUUAACAAUAUUAGAAAUAUAUAUUCUAAGUCACAAAUACCAUUUCGUAGAUGGUUAGGCUGAUAUGUAUAUGUAUACUUUCUGAAUUAACAAAAGCAGACUUGUACGAGUCACAGGAAUAUUGUAAUCAAAAGAUGCUUUGGUACAAUUGAAACAUUGAAAUAGACUGUAUAAAAUGUCAAAAUUUUAAUAAAAUAUUUAGUUCUUA
Molecule: messenger RNA, 7259 nt
Organism: Mytilus trossulus (common blue mussel)
Lineage: Eukaryota; Metazoa; Mollusca; Bivalvia; Mytilida; Mytilidae
Product: store-operated calcium entry regulator STIMATE-like
Exons: 7
Coding region: 331-1200 (289 amino acids)
Cellular component (GO): membrane
Source: RefSeq, a predicted model, not a curated record